Messenger RNA from Stegodyphus dumicola, 452 nucleotides. Its product is annotated as choline/ethanolamine transporter flvcr2a-like. NCBI's taxonomy places the organism in Eukaryota, Metazoa, Arthropoda, Arachnida, Araneae, Eresidae. Gene Ontology annotation, biological process: transmembrane transport; heme export. The record is from RefSeq and is a predicted model, not a curated record. Gene Ontology annotation, molecular function: heme transmembrane transporter activity; heme binding. Gene Ontology annotation, cellular component: membrane.
UUCCUUAUUUAGAGAAACCUCGAUGGGAAUUUGUAUAGCAACUCUUUUAUCGCUUAUGUGUUUUAGCGGUUUGCUUUUCAUCAAUAAUAUAUGGAUUCAUUUUAUCACCAUUGGUGUAUUCGGCUUCUUUUUGAUCAGUUACAUUUCUGUUGGUUAUGAAUAUGGUAUUGAAUUGACUUACCCAGAUUUGGAAAUUAUAUCGGCAAGUUUACUUACACUUUCAGCUAUGGUAUUUGGAAUUGCUUUAACUGAAAUAUCUUCUUUUAUAAUGACAAACGUAAGUGUUCUCGCUUCUAAUGGAGUUUUGUGCAUCAAUCUGUUCUUUUGUUGCAUUUUGUCAAGUUUCAUGACAACUGAAUAUAAAAGAAGCAAGAAAAAUGUUGAUGAGACUGUUUCUACCCCUUAAAAUCGCACAUACUUUUUAUUCCUCUUGGAAAAAAAAAUACCGAGGA